UUGAAGCCGGAUCCGUUCCAGCAGCGCGCGGCUGUGCCUGGAGCGCCGUCACUGCUGCUGGUGGCCGCUCACACCUCGGCCGGCAAAACCGCGCUGGCCGAGUACGCCAUGGGGCUGGCCCGGCGCCACAUGACACGGUCCAUCUACACCUCCCCCAUCAAGGCUUUGUCCAAGCAGAAGUUUGGGGAUUUCCGCGACACCUUCGGGGACGUGGGGCUGCUGACGGGGGACGUGCGGCUGCGCCCCGAGGCCGCGUGGCUGGUGAUGAGCACCGAGAUCCUCAGGUCGAUGCUGUCCAACGGCUCCGACGCCAUCCGGGACCUGGAGUGGGUGAUCUUCGACGAGGUUCACUACGUCAAUGACGAUGAGAGGGGUGUGGUGUGGGAGGAGGUGCUGAUCCUGCUGCCCGAGCACGUGAAGCUGGUGCUGCUCAGCGCCACCGUCCCCAACGCCCUCGAGUUCGCCCAGUGGGUCGGUCGCACCAAGCGUCGCUGUGUCCGUGUUCUGAGCACCCCGCGCCGCCCGGUGCCGCUGGAGCAUUUCCUGUUCACCGGGAACAGCGCCCGGAACCGGCACCAGCUGUUCCAGCUGCUGGGCCCAGGGGGGGCCUUCAGCACCCAGGGGUACUACGCGGCGGUGGAGGCCAAGAAGGAGCAGAGCAGCAAACACGCGCAGAGCUUCGGGGCACGGCAGCCCACCAUGGGAGCCCCCAACCCUGGGCAGGAGCGUGGUGUCUGGCCGUCCCUGCUGCAGACCCUCCGUGAGCGGGAGCUGCUCCUGGCCGUCACCUUCACCUUCUCCCGUGGCCGCUGCGAGGAGCAGGCGGCCGCCCUGGGCUCCCUGGAGCUGCUGAGCGGCGCCGAGCGCGCCCAGGUCCGGCACUUCCUGACGCACUGCCUGGCCCGGCUGCGCGGCUCCGACCGGCGCCUGCCACAGGUGCUGCAGCUGUCGGAGCUGCUGCAGCGCGGCAUCGGCAUCCACCACGGCGGGGUCCUGCCGCUGCUCAAGGAGGUGGUGGAGAUGCUCUUCAGCCAGGGGCUGGUGAAGGUGCUGUUUGCCACCGAGACCUUCGCCAUGGGGGUGAACAUGCCGGCGAGGACCGUCGUCUUCGACUCCAUCCGCAAACACGACGGGAAUGGCUUCCGGGAUCUCCUGCCCGGUGAGGGGCUGGAUGUGGGGCUGGGGGGAGAGCGGGUGGGAACGCAAGUACACGCAGAUGUCGGGGCGCGCCGGCCGCCGCGGGCUGGACACCACCGGCACCGUCAUCAUCCUCUGCAAGGGAGCCGUGCCCGAGCUGUCGGAUCUGCACCGCAUGAUGCUGUGUCACUGCCAUGUUCCCACCGUGUCCCCCGAUGGCUUCGGCUCCCAACGGUCGCUCCCCGGCGCUGGGUCCAGAGCGGCCCGAGGAGGGGAUGCUCUGUGUGCCGAAACGAGGCAAUCCUCCCGUUGCAGCUGCUGCCAGCACUGAAAACCUGUGUGCUUCGUGGUGUCCAUCGCCCAGCUGGCAACGAUUCCCUGGUGUUUGGUGCAUUAAGUCACACCCAGCUGUGUGGGAUGGCAGAGUCAGGUGGGCCCUUUAUUGAACAGAUUUAUCUGCUACAAGGCUACGCAGAAGGAUGGAAAGGAGGAACACAGGGGGAAAAAAAAAUAGAUGAAAGGCCAUGCAUUGAUCACCUGAUGUACUCCAGAGACAAACAUGGCUAUUACAGGGGCUGGUUCUGGGGUAACAAGGAAGAACAAGGCCUAAACACCUCUGGCUUGUCUGUCCAAGGAUCUGCCUCAAUUGUGGCUCCCAUCCUUCUGAAGAACUCUUCAGUACAGUGAGUUACCUUCUAUAACUAUUUAUUGUUGUAUUGUUGUUGUGAGACCUCAUUGCUGGGUGAGAAGACCAGGGGAAAUUAAAGGCUGUAUGCCACUGUUACUUCCCUGAAUUCUUGUACUCUGUUAAAAUCAAAACAAAAGGGAUUUACACUGUAAGAAACACUUAAAUGUAAGUUAAGGUAAAGGUCACAGUGCUAAAACCUAAGAGCAGAUAGCCUUGAGCUCCUUUAUAUUCCUACUCCUGCCUCCAGGGUAUCAUCAGCUAUCCCCUAGAUCUUGCAGUGGAAGAGAUGCUGAACCAUCAGCUGUUCCAUAUU
Messenger RNA from Poecile atricapillus (Black-capped chickadee), 2138 nucleotides. Its product is annotated as superkiller complex protein 2-like. Gene Ontology annotation, biological process: nuclear-transcribed mRNA catabolic process, 3'-5' exonucleolytic nonsense-mediated decay. The annotation marks the transcript as partial. The record is from RefSeq and is a predicted model, not a curated record. Gene Ontology annotation, cellular component: Ski complex. The transcript has 14 exons. Gene Ontology annotation, molecular function: RNA helicase activity; nucleic acid binding; ATP binding. NCBI's taxonomy places the organism in Eukaryota, Metazoa, Chordata, Aves, Passeriformes, Paridae.